UCAAUAGCGUUUAAUUAUGUUAUUCAAUAUCGCAUCGAUUUUUUUAUUUGUGUUGGCUGUUGAUUGUGUGCCUAAUGGAUAUAGGUAUCACAGUAACGUGGGAAUACCUUGGGCAUGGAGCUUGAACCAAUCAGAGUUAGCCGCGAGAAUAAUUGGGGGAAACGUCGUGACUUCGUUGUCGCAGUAUCCCUAUCAGGCUGGCAUCGUAGCAACACUAACAAGUAAACAGCAGUCAAUUUGUGGUGGAGCUCUGAUAUCAAACACUCGUGUACUGACGGCGGCUCAUUGCUGGUGGGAUGGAGAGAACCAGGCGUCCAGCUUCGAGGUGGUACUCGGAUCACUGACGAUAUUCACCGGCGGAACGAGGAUCACGAGCAAGGAUGUAGUGGUUCAUUCUGCGUGGAAUGUUCAGGAUCUUACCAACGAUAUUGCGAUUGUUAAAAUAACAACUGUGACUUUCAAUAGCAACAUAAAUGCAAUAGAGAUCCCCGCAGCAACAGACGUCAACACGGACUUUGCAGGCACGACAGCAACAGCAACAGGAUAUGGAAAAACAAGUGAUAGUCAAACCAGUUUCCCAACAAGCACGUCUCUAUAUAAGGUAGACCUUAAGGUGAUCACUAAUACCGUGUGUCAAAAAAGCUUCAACAUUGCCAUCAGUAAUGGACAUGUAUGUACUGAUGGAGCUAACAAAGUUGGCACCUGCGACGGGGACUCUGGUGGGCCUCUUGCAGUCUCGUGGAACAAUAAAACUAUUUUGAUUGGCAUUGUAUCGUUCGGUCUGGAGGAGAGCUGUCAGUCUGGGACACCAUCCGUGUUUACGAGAGUGACAGCAUUCCUGACGUGGAUCAACGCACAAAUGAUAUGAUUUGUAUUUAAUCAAUUAAUUUAUAUAAUUUUUUGCUUUAUAUAAGUGUCUAUAUAUAUUUUAAAUGAAAUUGAUAUAAAUAUAUAUCUGUAUGUCAUAUCAAAAUAA
Leptidea sinapis is the source of this 976-nucleotide messenger RNA. Its product is annotated as brachyurin-like. The coding region runs from base 17 to 868 and encodes 283 amino acids. The transcript is spliced from 5 exons. Lineage: Eukaryota; Metazoa; Arthropoda; Insecta; Lepidoptera; Pieridae. The record is from RefSeq and is a predicted model, not a curated record. Gene Ontology annotation, biological process: proteolysis. Gene Ontology annotation, molecular function: serine-type endopeptidase activity.